GUGGCGCUGUUGCUAUGCCACAGCAUUGACUUAUGCUGGCUAGCAGUUCGGCUAACUGAUAGCUGGCUGUUCGAACUCCUCGGGCGCUCAGCGGAGUUCCGUCUCGGUGUCACCGACAGACAAACGCUUUGGUUCCCAGUUCCACUGUCUAUCCAUCCGGGAUGUCUCUCCUGGAGAAGUCCCCGACCCCCGGCAGGCUGUUGCUGGACGACACGUUGCCGCUGACAGCGUUGAUCGAAGCCAGUCAGAACCUUCAGUCCCACACGGAGUACAUCAUCAGAGUCCAGAGGGGCGUGUCUUCAGACAACAGCUGGCAGGUUAUUCGCCGCUACAGCGACUUCGACAUCCUGAACAGCAGCCUGAUGGUGUGUGGAAUCAGUCUGCCGCUCCCUCCAAAGAAACUGAUCGGAAACAUGGACAGAGAGUUUAUAGCAGAGAGGCAGAGGGGACUGCAGGCCUACCUGGACUCCAUUACCCAGCAUCCCCAGAUCUGCACUUCCCUGUUUGUCAAGAAGUUCCUCGACCCCAACAACUACUCAGCCAACUACACAGAAAUUGCUCUGCAGCAAGUCUCCAUGUUCUUCAGGUCAGACCCAAAGUGGGAGGUACAGGAGCCCCUCAAAGAUAUGGGAUGGAGAAUAAGGAAGAAAUAUUUUCUGAUCAAAAAUAAGGAGCAGCCUAAAGAGCGCUUCCUGCUGAGUUGGGUGGAUCUGGGUCCUGAUAAGUUCCUCUCAGACAAAGACCUGCAGUCGGCCCUGAAGCUGCUUUCCAACCCCUCUACGCCGUAUCUGAGUCCGCUGCUGUUCUCCAGCACCAGCGAGUCUUCAGCUCUGCUCAUCCGGCCCUUCAGUGAAAGAGGCUCCCUGAGGGACCAGAUCUGCAAGGUGAAACCCAGAGAGAGUCACCUGAAGAAGUACUGCAACCCCAAGAAGAGCCAGGGCCUGGAGCUGGAGCAGAUCCAGCUGUUCGGCCGUCAGAUCCUGGAGAGCUUGAAGCUUCUCCACGACAGCGGCCUGUUCUUCGGCCAUCUGCACGCCUCCAACAUCUUGGUGGACGACGGCGUGUGUCGGCUGGUGGAUGUGGAGAACGGCAUGCUGGGAGUUCCCUCUGUCCUGAGGCCGGCCUUCACGCAGCUGAGGAAGAUCAACACUACAGAAAGCAUCGACGUUUUCUGCUUCGGGCAUUUACUAUACGAGAUGACGUACGGCCAGCCGCCGGACAGCGUCCCAGUGGACCAGUUCCCGUCCGUCCCCCAUGCCGCCGUGGUGUCGGUUCUGCAGUCCAUCCUGUCCACAGACGCCUGCAAGAGCGGCAUGCCGACGGUGCCGGCGCUCAUCCAGACUCCGCUCUUCAGUGAUGUCAAGCUCAAACACUCAGAAAAACUACAGAUAAAGGUUCCCAGCCGCUUGAAGGAGGCGCUGAAGUCGGCAAAAGGGAGUUUGGAGAAGCGGCUGCAUGAAGAGCAGAGGAUGCUGCAUCAGCACCGGCGGCUGACCCGAGCUCAGUCUCACUACGGCUCCGAAGAGGAGAAGAAGAGGAGGAAGAUCCUGGCGAGAAAGAAAUCCAGACAGUCGACGUGUGAGAACGAAGAAGACGUCUCUGUCCGAAACAACAACAACUCUGGUUCAGGAGCCAGUUCACCUCCCACCUGUCCUUCUUCCCCCACCCCUCCUCCUGCUACAGGGUCGACUCCUCCUCCUCCUCCUCCUCCUCUUCCUCUGGCUCCGCCCCCACCCACAGCGCCCGGCUCUUCCUCCUCUCCUCCUCCUCCUCCGGGUCGGGCCGCGCUGCUCAGCUCCAUCCAGACCUUCAGCAAAGGCAAGCUGAAGAAGGCCGACACCGCCGACCGCAGCACGCCGCGGUUCUGACCCGAAGCGUUGCCGCGGCGACCAGCCGUCCGCACUGUGCUCGCUCCAUCCCAGAGAUGUGAAAACAAUCGGAGAGAAAAAGAAUCCAAGUUCCCUACAUCUCGUCCUGCUUCUGCUGCCUUUUAGCUGUUUUAGUCUGUCGCUGCGAGGAAACGGGUCAGAACUGCACAAUCUCCAGCAGCCGUCGAUCUCUGGCGUUUUUUUGUUUUUAAAAGAGCGAGACGUCUGGAUGUUGUUGGGACUUUUCUUUCAGCAAACCAGAGUCCAGUAGCGAUCAAAAAAACGUCCAGAAAUCUGCUGAUUCUUCAUUUCAAAUCAAUUUUAUUCCCUUUUUUUUUUUUUUUUUUGCACAUUAAGAAAAUCCGAAAGGGGUAAAUUCCUCCCUUUUUCUAUAAUUUACAACAAAAGGUCCAAUCUUAGAGUAUUGACUUAUUAAUGAAGUUGUGACAUGAGGAGAAAUAAAGUGAAUAUUUUAUGUGUUGAAUGUCCAAACUCAGACAGAUGGAUGUCUUCCAGCUGAUGCUGGACGAAACCGACGGAAACAAUCGACAGUAGACAGCAUUCUCCCUCCAUACAGCCGAUCUGCUCUGAAGUUAACCCUCAGCUGUGUCUGUCGGGCGUAGUUAACCCUCAGCUGCGUCUGUCAGGCGUAGUUAACCCUCAGCUGUGUCUGUCAGGCGUAGUUAACCCUCAGCUGCGUCUGUCAGGCGUAGUUAACCCUCAGCCGCGUCUGUCAGGCGUAGUUAACCCUCAGCCGCGUCUGUCAGGCGUAGUUAACCCUCAGCCGUGUCUGUCAGGCGUAGUUAACCCUCAGCCUUGUCUGUCAGGCGUAGUUAACCCUCAGCCUUGUCUGUCAGGCGUAGUUAACCCUCAGCUGU
This is a messenger RNA of Poeciliopsis prolifica (blackstripe livebearer), 2746 nucleotides long. It is a transcript of the gene pxk, whose product is annotated as PX domain containing serine/threonine kinase. Gene Ontology annotation, biological process: protein phosphorylation; protein targeting to lysosome; early endosome to late endosome transport. Lineage: Eukaryota; Metazoa; Chordata; Actinopteri; Cyprinodontiformes; Poeciliidae. Bases 162 to 1868 code for a protein of 568 amino acids. Gene Ontology annotation, molecular function: actin binding; ATP binding; protein kinase activity. The record is from RefSeq and is a predicted model, not a curated record. Gene Ontology annotation, cellular component: late endosome; early endosome; extrinsic component of endosome membrane. The transcript is spliced from 18 exons.